Akanthomyces muscarius is the source of this 909-nucleotide messenger RNA. RefSeq lists its product as uncharacterized. Gene Ontology annotation, biological process: folic acid-containing compound metabolic process. The coding region runs from base 1 to 909 and encodes 302 amino acids. NCBI's taxonomy places the organism in Eukaryota, Fungi, Ascomycota, Sordariomycetes, Hypocreales, Cordycipitaceae. The transcript has 2 exons. Gene Ontology annotation, molecular function: dihydroneopterin aldolase activity. The record is from RefSeq and is a predicted model, not a curated record.
AUGGCGGCACCGCUGGUAUCAGCCUUCCAGCUCGCGCGCGAUGCUCGCCUGCCGGCACCCUCCACCAUCAAGGUCAAGAAUCUACACGCCACGAUCCAAGGUCCGCAGGACGCAUGGGGCCGACCCGACAGGCCGCAGCCCAUUGCCAUCUCGGCCGCCGUCUCGCUCGACGCGCCAUUCGGCGCGUCCUCCGCCACGGACACCGUCGCCACGGACACUGUCCACUACGGCCUCUUGAGCAAGGCAAUCCUGUCCAUCCUCGCCACAGCCGCGCCCAUCCGGAGCCUGCGCCACCUGCUGGACACGAUGUGGACGGAGAUGACGGGCUUUGACUCGCGCGGACGACGGGAUGUCCGCGCGGGCGCGGCGGAGGCGAGACAGCCGCCGUUUCUUCACUUUGCGCAGCUGCGGGCGCUGGAGAUCACGUUGCAUCUGCCGAAAGCGACGCUGCUUGGCGAUGGCGUCGGCCUGACGGUGGCGGGAGGCUUCGAGGCGGCGGCAGACGGUGAAGCGUCGGUGAAAUCAGUCAUGCGUCAGAGCGCAGUGUCGCUCAAGAUUCAUGGUCUGCGGGUCCCGACGCUCAUCGGCGUGAAUAGCAAUGAGAGGCUGGCUAAGCAGGUCGUGAUUGCGAGCGUGGAGAUUGACAGACUGGAGGAUGACCUAGACAUCUACUCCGAGCUGGAACAAGUCAUCGUUAAGGUCAUGUCGGACUCUUCGUAUGAGACUCUCGAAGCGCUCGGGAGGCAUCUCACAGCAGCCAUCUCGACGCACCUGCAUGCCCAGCACGCGCCGUCUCGCGAUGGCGCCGGAUGGGAUAUUCGCAUUUCGCUGGAGAAGCCCAUCGCGGUGCCUCUUGCAGACGCGGCUUGUGUGGAGAUGAGCACCAACACGAAGGACGUACCAACCUGA